Molecule: messenger RNA, 2007 nt
Organism: Caenorhabditis bovis
Lineage: Eukaryota; Metazoa; Nematoda; Chromadorea; Rhabditida; Rhabditidae
Source: the annotation of a GenBank genome assembly
AUGUUCCGUGUUGCUGCGAGAAAAUCUGUAAGUCAGUCAAUUAAAAGCGUUCGUCAGCAGUCAUCACAACCAGCUUCUCCAAGUCCUGCUGUUGCACCAAAGAAAUCGGGGGUUGGGAAAGCUUUGGUUGGUCUUACAGUUGCAGGAGCUGGAGGUGCAAUUGGCUACGCAUAUGUGGAUCCAGAGUUCAGGCAAAAGAUUGAAACAACUAUUCCACAAUCAAAAGAAGUUUUGGACAAGAUUCUAGGAGAAACAAAAAAGAUUACGAUUCAACCGCUUCCAGGAAAACUUUCAAGCCUAGAGGAACCAAAAAAAGUCAAGGACGUUCUUCCACCUUUGGAGAAAGUUCCACUUCCGCCGGUAUCCAGACCACCAAUUAAUGUUGAUCCAGUCGAUGUGAAGAAAGAAGUUGCCCCAAUUGUAUCACCAGCGGUUGAAUUGGAAAAAAACAAGCAAUUGGAAGAUAAACUGAAAAAAGCUAUCCUCUCUGCCGAAGGAAAGGUUCGUCUUGCGACUGAUGCAAAAUUGCGCACGAUUAAUGCCAUCAAUGAGCAUGCAUCUGUCCUGAAAAAAACGGUCGAUGACGCUAAAAACGCCAAAUGGGAAAAUGUGACCUCCGCUCUUCAACAAGCAGAAGCAGAAGCUAAAAAAGAUAGUGUUCAUGAAGUCGAUGGAAGAAAUUACAUUGAUCUGCUUUUGAAGGUCGUUAAUGAUGGAAAAAAUGAUCCACUAACCGCCACAAAUCCUCUUCUUUUAAACGCACAAGAAACAGCCAUUAAGCUUUCCCAUCAGUUAGAUGAGGUCAAUGCCCUUGUGAACAAGGCUCGUCAAGAAUCUUCAGUUCUUAAUCAGUACAAGGACCUGAUUGAAAAAUCGAGAGAGCAAUUUGCAUUGGAGAUGAAGAGUAUCCUACCGAACGUUGAUAUUAAUGCUAGGGGAAAAAAUCUAACCGAGGAAGAGCUAAACGCUUUGAUUGCGCAUGCUCAUCUUAAAGUCGACCAGCUUCGUCGUCAAUUAACCGAGCAACAAGUUCGCGAAGAAGCUCAUAUUGCUCAAGCUAUUCAAGAGCAGAAACUUGCCGAUGAAAGAAUUGCAAACGAGAAGUUAUCCAUUGAGCUGAACAGAGUUUCCAAGCAAAAAGAACUGGAGAUCGAGAGAGCGCUCGUUAGCAGUCGUAGUUCAUGGGAAGAGGAGCUGGAAAACCAAUUGAAGCGAACUUCAGCAGCCCAUUCAGAACAUCUGGAACAAGUCAUUCGUACACAAAGACAAUUGUUCGAGAUUGAGCACAAUCAAAAAGUUGAAGAGGCGGUUCUUCGCGAACGUGAUCUACAUAGUAAGCAAGUCGGUUUGGCACUGAGUCGUCUUGAAGGAAUCGAAGAUGUUCUAGGAAGUCGUAUAGCUUUGGAUAAUGAGAAUCGUCGGGCUAAACAAUUCUGGAUUGCCUGCCACAAUUUGAUUGAUUACAUUAAACACGGAAACAAGGCUGGAAACACAAUUGAUGACAGGCGGCUCCCACUGACAGAAUCUCUUAAAUUGUUGAAGGAAGUCAAUCCGGAAGACGAGUUUGUUAAAACCAUUAUUGACGCAUUCCCAAAACAAUCGACCACCGAAGGAACCUACACUGAACAAGAUUUGAAAAACAGAUUCAAUAAGCUAUACAAAGUUGGACGUCGAACAGCAUUGAUCGAUGAUAAUGGAGGAGGCCUUGGAGCAUACUUUUGGUCGUAUGUCAAGUCAAUAUUGCUUAUCGAUCUGCCGAAAAAAUAUGAGAACGAUUUGGUGAAUAUCAGCAACAUUGAUAAUAUUGAGAUUCUUGCUUUGGCGAGACACUAUGUCGAGAUUAAUGAUUUGGAUAAGGCAGUUCGCGUCGUUCAACUGCUGAAUGGCGAGCCAGCUCGUCUCGCCCGUGAUUGGGUGAUCGAUACCCGUGCUUACUUGGAGUCUCGGCUUCUAGCCGAGUUACUUGUCGCUCACGCCGCUGUCUCAUCGAUAAGAUCAACGUACUAA